Messenger RNA from Vitis riparia (riverbank grape), 1007 nucleotides. RefSeq lists its product as uncharacterized. The transcript has 4 exons. NCBI's taxonomy places the organism in Eukaryota, Viridiplantae, Streptophyta, Magnoliopsida, Vitales, Vitaceae. Bases 389 to 859 code for a protein of 156 amino acids. The record is from RefSeq and is a predicted model, not a curated record.
CUCAGUGUCUCUCCCCCAACCCCACUUCACAUCAGUCAGAGAGGCCUCUUAUCUCUCUCUCUCUCCUCUCCCUCUCCCAAGACCUUACCCCUCAUGGCUCAUACUCCCUCUGAUCCUCAAAUUUAUAUCAAUCUCUGACGAAUUUCAGAGAGGGUGUCUUCUCCUCUGAUAUGCAGAAAUUCACCUCUUUUGGUCCCUCAAUUCCUCCUCUUCCUAUACCUACUACAUCCCCAUAAAUAACCCAUCUUUCUCAUCUUUCAAUCUGAGUCUGGGUCUCAGUCGGAGUCUCAGUCUCAGCCUACCCUCACCUUUUUUUUGAUUCCUACAAUACCAACAACAACAACAGUCCAUCUUUCUCUUUCACUUUGAUUCUCCACCACCAACACCUAUGGAUGUGUGUAAGAGAAGUGGACAAAUUCCAGCGUUUGGAAACUGGGAUUACGCAAACGACCUCCCAAUCACCCAGUACUUCGAGUCUGCCCGGCAGGCUGGUUUGAUCCGCUUCAGCUCUGCUUCUGGAGAAUGUGACCCUUCUUUUGCUUCUGCUCCCCAUCCCAACAGGCCCCCACCUCCUCUUCAUUUUCAGAAGGAAAACGGACGAGAGAGGAGAUGUUCGUGUGCCAAAGAACAGAAAAAGCAGGGGAGGGUGUGCGACGUGGUGGCGGCGCCGCCACGAAAACAGGCGUCGGCAAAACAACGAAGUAAACAACAGCCGCCAGCCCCCACCAAGGCCGCCAGGCCUCCCAAGGCGGUCGACGAGGAUCUCUAUAAAAUCCCCCCCGACCUCCUCCAUUCGUCCAAACGGAAGAAAAUGUGGGGAAUUUUUCCAAGUUGCUUGGUGCCGACUUGCAUGGCGUGAAUUGGGACGUAAAGAAGAAAGACCUUUUUAUAGGACCUCCUCCAUAUAUAGUCCAAAAAUGUAUUUGUGCUUCAUGCACUUCUAUCAAUAUUUGGUUGAUGCCAAAAUCAAGCUAUAAAAUUAUUAAUAUUUUCAAUUUUUUCUUUUA